UGACGGUUCGCAAACAACGCAUCUACAGCGCACAUCAUUUGAAACGAUUGUGUUUCAGCUCAAAACGUCGUAAUUGGCAUAACAAUCCGAUACCUUCUAAUAUGAGUACCGAAACGAAUAAAACAACCACCUUGAAAGCAGUGAAGACCGGCAGAACCGCGCCAACGAAAACACCCCCUAACACUCAUCACGGAACCGAUUAUCAACUCAAGAUCACGCUCUGGAGUUUGCUGAUUGUAAAACUAAAUAAUUCCAACGGCAAGUACAGUAAUUGUUCAAUCACCGCCGAAGAUCCGCUGGGAGGCAAGUUCGACGAUACGGUGCUGCAAUUCCAAUUGCUAGACGGCAGCAACCAAUCGCUCUACAUUCAAGCUAAGCACAAACAUGAUACUAAAUACCGAAUUACUAGUGGUGAUCUGCUUUCAGCAUCGGAUAAAGCAUUUUCGAUCAAGAUGUACUUUGAAUCAUUUCGUGAAUUACAUAGCAAAGAGAAGACAAACGGUGCAUGGUUCGUGGUGUGCACCAACGCUGGCGUUUCGCAGGAAGUAACGAAGGUUUUGGAAAAUGUUGUGAAUUCAUCGACAGAUGAUAUCACUGCAAUUUUCAAUCGUGUUAAGGAUGCAAAAAUUUAUCGAUUUCAUAAAGAGAAGCUUCGUAAUAUUGAACCAUUUAAAAGCUUCUUUGCCAACUUGACGAUCGACAACGAUGUUCUCGAUCAAUUCUUUGGAAAAUUUCUAUUGAUAAGCAACAUGAAAGGAACCGAGAUCAACAACGAUGUCAUCAAGCUCUGGCGACACAUGGAGGUUCCAGGCAGUUCGUUAUUUACGCAACAGAUGGGAUUAAUUGAACAAGCGAUCGCUCUGGAUCAUUUAUCGAACGUUGCGUGGACAAUGACCAAAUUUUCGAAAACGAAAUCUGAAACUGACAUCGAGGACAUCUGCCAAACAAUCGUACGUAAUUUAUGUUUCCUACAGCUAAAAGGAGCCACUAGCGUCUUCUGCAAAAGCUUUGAAAAUAGUGAUGUUACAAUUAAAAGCGAAGCCUUGAAACAAUCGAAAACUUAUAGGGCAUGUUUGACGGGUGGAGUGCAUGAGUAUUGCGCAAUGCUUGACACAGAAGUGAGCUGCAACAUAAUUUUGCAAAUAGUGCAGUUGGUUGAGUGUGAAUACAUUUUCACCGAUUCUAAAACCUAUUUAGAGCUAGCAAGUGUCAUCAGGGAUAUGUUUUGCUUUCUGGAAUGCAAUUUGGUCUUAGUUAUUGUUUGCGAAAAUGAAAUCGAGACCAUUUCAAGAAGCGUCGAAGAGCUGUUUAAAGACAGUAAGCCAAGGUGUAGAAAAUCAGUUAUUCGCAUCACACCGAGCGAGCGAAAAAAUGAUGAGGAAGAAUUUCGCGUAUCCGAUCUCACCGAACAAGCAAAGCAGAGGAUAUUUGAGAGCUACUCGAACAUGAAGAUAUCUUACGCUCAGGUCUCAUUAGAAUAUCUGGUAAAUCAAGAAGAUAAUUUGGGAUUGGCAGUUCAAUUGAUCAAAACAGCACGGUCUGAACAAUCCAACACACAUCCGUGUAUAAAAAGUUUUGAGAAUAUCGAAUCACUUUACAUUCAUCGACGCUGUAAGAUAUCCUCAAUCAAUGAUCGUGACAAUAAUUCAUGGUCAGAAACGUGUUUCGAUGGGGCUAACUAUAAGCCAAAAAUGGUGAGUCAUUUUAAGGAACCUACUAGAUUCGACACACUAGCUGAAGAAAUGCGAUUAUACUUUUAUCCCAGUAAUACCUAUAAUCACAUCAUGCAGGAGGCUACUGAAAAAGUCUAUUCACCCCCUCCAGGCAUGGACAUGGACACUUCCGAUCGGGUGAUCAUAAUCUUGGAGGAAGCAGGAUUCGGGAAGACUACCUACAUGACUUGGGUGGCCUGGUACUACGUUGUCCAUCGACAGCGUAGCUGGGUUAUUCGGCUUAACGCGAUCGAAUAUUCAUUCGAUUUUAAGCAAAUCCUCGAAGAUCAUGGUCCAGUGUUAGAUAACAACAAGGUAGUAAGGAUACUUUUUCAGCUAAUAUAUUUGGCACUGUCUAUACCCAAUCUCACUAUAAAAACGCCACAGGAAACAGAUUCUGAGAAAAGGAAAGCGAAAAGAUGGGCCGAAUGUUUAACUUUGUCUGAGGGUAAAGUCGUGGUGGAUUUUGCCAGAGAUGCCUCCGUUGAACAACAAAUCGCGCUGAGAGUUUUUAAAGAGAAGUUCAACGAAGAGGAAAUAGUGCUGUUAUUCGAUGGAUUUGAUGAGAUCGUUCCGCACUACAAGGAUGUGGUAUUGAACCUCUUUUCACACCUUGCUCAGUUUGAAGGAAUCCAUAAACUGUACUUCACUAGUCGUCCGUACAACUUCAUAGAUGAACUGAAGGAUGCAUUUAAAGUCAAUAACAUCUAUAGAAUUGAACCUUUUUCGACCGAGAAUCAUUUUGAGUUUCUGCAUAAAUAUCUACAGUGCCACUUCAACAGUUACGGAGGGUGUGUAGGCAAUUAUCGCAUUUGCUUGUUGAAGAUAUUACUCAAAAUUCUUGAAACCAUUCUUGGCGAGAUGCGUCCUAUUCCAUUGUUCUUUAAAAUGGUGUUAGAUAUAGUUAAACCGCGGUUUAUGGAAACAAUCGACUUUAUAAACUAUACUAUUUCACCUACAUUAUUCCAAGAAUUGGAAACUAAGUAUGGUCGUUCACGAAUUCUAGAAGCAUUUGUGAAUCAAAAGUUGGCUAUUGCAAACGAAAAGAAGUUUGUAUCCCGUGAUAGUGGAACAGCCACAGCGCAUGCACAAUUGGAUGCGGCGGAACUGAAUGAAUUGAAAAGAAAUUAUCUUUCAUUACUAGCCAUUUAUACCAUAAUUCCUUCCGACUACCAGCUGUUGACGCGACGAGAGCAGCAACAGUGCGAACAGUAUCUGAAAAAAAUUGAACAUGGACGAGAAAAGUCCGGUAUCAUCGAGGGGGUUCAAGGUGGAGUACCACUUUGGAUACACCGAAUGUUUGCCGAAUACUUUACGGCGGACUGGCUAUUUGAAAACAGUGAUCGCUAUGAAGUGGUAUUGUAUUUAAAAUCAAAAUGCUAUUGGAAAUCAACCAACAAUCCCGUAAGAAAGAUAUUUGACGAGAUCGCUAUUCGAGACAACGAUGGCAACGACAGUCCAGUGCAUCUUGCAAUUAUUCGAAAUGAUGAAAUUAGAUUGAAGGACGCGCUGACAAAUAAUGGACAUCUGCAGACAGACGCAAUAGGACGGACACCAUUGCAUCUAGCCGUUCAGUACUUAGGAGAUAUAGGAAUCAGCAGAUAUGAAGAUUGUUUCUUCUACCUUGAAGAAAUGAAUAUUGCGCAGAAAUCUCUUAUCAUCGAUGCAAAAGACAAUCUCCUGCAUUGGAGCGCAUUGGAUUAUGCAUUUCGCAUCUACAACAGCACGGCAAUUAAGUAUCUACUAGAAAAUAAUGCCUCCAUAAAUGUCAUAGCGUUAUCGGAGCAAUUACAAGGACACGAUCCGAGCGAUUCCAGCGAGACACUUGCGCGUUAUGACAAGUAUGUGAUGGACUUCGCACAUGACAUCGACAACCAUAAGCCUCGAUCGCCUCAUAGUGCACAACAGAUUGAAAAUAUGCGUACGGUUUGUAAUAAUGUCAUUACUCACAUUAAAAACAAUCAUAGCGAAUGGUUUGAAGCAAACAUAACCAACAUACUGUUGACGUGUUUCGCAAGGGAUUCGGUAUUAUUGCUUAAUUUGCUGGCAUCUGAAACUGACUUUAUAACUACCCCUAAUGAAACCGAGGUUUAUGAAACCAUAGCCAAAGCAUCUCAGUACCCUUUCCAUAUUUUUGGUUUCCUUUAUCACGAACAUAAAAUUGAUAUUUCGGGACCCAUCGAUGAUGAUGCCGCUUACAAGCUGCUUAGGUACUGUCUCCUAAAUGGAUAUAAAAAAUGGUUUGCCUACUUCCUCAAUCUCUGCAGCUCCGUAUUAAACAACUCAGGUCGUAGGCGUUGGGACGCAUGUGAUUCGAACAUGGCUGAGCUACUGUUCGUUGUGAUAAAGUACGGUUCUACCAAGCUGCUUCAACAAUUAUUCAAUACAGUUUUAUUAGCCAUCGAUCCCUUGGUAGCAUAA
This is a messenger RNA of Anopheles aquasalis, 4133 nucleotides long. RefSeq lists its product as uncharacterized. NCBI's taxonomy places the organism in Eukaryota, Metazoa, Arthropoda, Insecta, Diptera, Culicidae. The record is from RefSeq and is a predicted model, not a curated record.